Crotalus tigris (Tiger rattlesnake) is the source of this 7317-nucleotide messenger RNA. RefSeq names its product zinc finger protein 318-like. The transcript has 6 exons. The record is from RefSeq and is a predicted model, not a curated record. Gene Ontology annotation, biological process: negative regulation of DNA-templated transcription; positive regulation of DNA-templated transcription. Gene Ontology annotation, cellular component: nucleoplasm. Bases 802 to 2889 code for a protein of 695 amino acids. NCBI's taxonomy places the organism in Eukaryota, Metazoa, Chordata, Lepidosauria, Squamata, Viperidae.
AGGAUCAAAUAAUUUUUUCCCUCACUAUAUUGCCUACUGCUGUCAAAAGUUAACUGUAUCGAAAUACCACAGAAAUUAGUUUUAAAAAAACAAACAAACAAGUGCAUAUGGCAAGUAUGGCCAGGGCAGCUAAUAAGCACAAGCUGGGCUUUCUUCAGCUGUAGCAGCAGCAGAAUCUCUGGUCUUCCCCUAGUUUCUUAAUGAGAUUAUAUAUUUUUUUAAGGAUUCAGUAGGAUAAACAAGUAUUCAUCUUCAUCAAGCCUUAUUAGAAAAAUGUUUGUGAUAGUUAUUUUUAAUAGCAAGUUGCACAUAUUUCUCCAUUGAUUUAAUAUAGGAAAAUAGAAACAUUUUAAAGAUGUAUAGGAUAAGUACUGUUGUUGCUGUUAAUUGAUUAAAGUAUUAGAAUAUUGCCUUUACUUUAAAAAUGGACUAAAAUGCUUUAUUGUACAAAUUUGUUAUAGACAUGUUGAGGUUGUGUGUACACUUCACACAAAACUAUCAAUCAAAUUUUACAGCUGCUGUCUCACAAAAAAAUACCGUGUGCAGUUUACAGUGAUAAAUUAAAACAAUAAAUACAUGAAAACUGUCAUUAUUAAAAAUUUAACGCAAACUUUAUUUAAAAAAAUAAAAACUGUAUGGUUUAUAAGACUGACUUUGUCAUUUGAAAAUGAUUUAGUACAGGAUAAAUUAUACAUAUUUUGUUGACAUCUGGAGCUGGAGCACAUUUCCAUUUCUGUAACAGUGCACUCUUGUCUGUUUUUGUUUCAUGUCCCCUAUGCUCACAAAUAACCAAUUUCAAAAAUGUCAUUUCUGGAAGAACGAUAUAGGUUGAGAUGGAAGGUGAAGCUGUUAAUGAAAGGCGCAGAACUAGCCAUAUUGGGGGAUGACUCGUAUGAUGGUCCAAUAUUUAGCAGAGCCCCUUCACGUCCUUGGAAUCUUGAGAGAGGUUUCUUUCAUGAGGAGAAUUCUUCAAGACUAUUCAGCACAGGACACGAUAAGGACUAUUACAGUAGGGAUAUUUUUGGAGCUCAACUGGACCGAAGCAUAAACAAUGAACUUCUACAGGAUCAAUUAAGAGAAAAUAAUAGGGGUGGGGAGAAAGAAUCAAAAUACUUUCAAUAUGACAGAAAAGAUAGACUCUUUGAUGGAAGCAUAAAAUCUCAGGCUUUAUUGGCAGAGACAGAGAAGUAUCGUAAACAAAGCCCUAAUAGAAGCCUAAGCCUGAUGUACACGGAUGAAGAUUUUCAUAAACUUGAAAGAAUUAGGAGAAAAAGAGAAGAAGAUUUGCAAAGGAGAAACAUUAGAACUGACUACCCAAUUGCUGACUCAGCUAAUCAAGAACAGUCUUCUGAAUCUCAACACCAUUAUAGAUCUGAGAAAACACCUGCAGUCCCCUUAAAAUCUAUACUGAAGAAACGGUCAGAUAAUUCUUCUACACAGGACUCUGGGAAUUUUUCAAAGGAAAAGGAGCCUCCUGAGUCAACAUUAGAGUCUGUCAACCAACAUGGUGACUUCUUGCUGCCUCAUGAAAGAGCCAGUCAAGAUGGGAGUGGCUUUUCGGAUACUGUAGGUAUAGUGAUUGAUUCUACUUACACUCCAGAUAAAAGACUGGAUCCCUUCCCUGAUAAUAUAGAAGAUGAAGAGAAAUUUCUUUACGGUGAUGAUGAUGGUGAUUCAAACAACUGUCUCCCCUCUCAAAAGCUAAUGCUGAGUGAAAAGAAAGAACCGGUAAGUGAGAAAGUAAAUUCUCCACCUCCUGCAACUCUAUCUGUAAAACCAGAGAUUUUGGAACAGUCCACCCCGGAAUAUGACAAGAUCCGUGACUUGCUUAAGACUAUUGGUUUGGACAUUGGAGUGGCUGAAGUAGGUAAGCUUGCUGCUCGCACGGAAGAAAGACUCUAUGGAAAAAAACCAACUUAUUCUCCAGAUCAUCAUUCAGUGACAAAUCAUAAAGCAGAGUUGUGGAAGAGGCAGAAACAUUCUCUAUCACCAUUUGAUUCUUUCCCAUCAGCUAAAGCUAAUAACAUCACUAAAUUAGGGCAAAAUAAUCCUACUGGCAUAUGUGAGCAAUCUGAUGUUCCAGGAUUUUUAAUCCCAUCAGCUCCACCUUCUUUUCUUGAUAUUCCUCCUGGGCCCACCUCUGCUUCCUGUCGGAAUGUUCCAUAUGUCUCUACCUUUACUCCAAAUCGGUUCUUCCCAAACUGUGCCUCUCUCCCAGUAGUCUUACCUAACUAUGAUGUAUACCAGCGCCACAUGGGUCAUGCAACUUCUGACUGGUGUGCUCAGCAAGUGAACUCUGUAUGUCCAAAUAAACCUGAGGUCGCCAACCUUGCCAAACUUGCCAAACUAAAAAGCAAAUGUACAAAUCCCAACCUCAGAAUUAUUAAUACAAUUGCCAUCAGCAAAAAGCCAUCUCAAGCAGCUCCUACCAUGGUUCACCAGCGAACCAGGUGUAAAAAAAGGGCCAAGCGAAAAAAAUGUGAUGAAAAAAAUCAAACUGCUGUGAUGCAAAUGAUAGCAAAGGAAAGAGAAGCGUUGACAUGUACACAAAUAUCACAACAGAAGAAACUCUUUUAUCAGAAGAUUGAAUUAGAUAGGCUUUCAGAACAGCAAGUAGUGAUGCUGUUGAAGAAAGGAAAAAAGGAAGACCCUUUGCUUAUGGAACUGAGCAAAUUGAAAGAAAACAUUGCAAAAGCGGUUGCUCAACUGGAAAUGAGUAUUAACGCUAUAAAGGAGAAACAGGUUGAACUUAAUAAAGCAGCUCAUAUCCUGGAGAUGAAUUUUGAAAAAUCCGAGAAAUUAUCUUCAGAAAAUAAAGAUUCAUCAGAAAACAACCUACAAAAUAAUCCCCAAAGUGAAGAGAGAACCUUUGACUCAGUCAAGUCAUAAGGAAGUGAUUGUUUACGUGGAGUAAGGACAGAAUACAGCAGAAGGAAAAACCUAAAGACUGUUCCAUACCUGACCUGACUCUAGCUUUUAGAAGCUGUGGUAAGAUUUUGAGAUGAAGACUACAAUUCUUGAGAAUAUUUUUAUUCUGUCAUGAUUUCAAGCACUAUAUUUUAUUCAAAUUUGUUUUAUGUUUCAAGAAAAGUAAAAAAAAAGUUAAGAAAUUUUGUCUCUUGGCUCAUUAAAUAUCAGUAUAAUAUAUCUUAUCAAUGGCAUCUCCUCAGAGGAGGUAAUCAAGUUCUAUGUUUUUUGAAUAGCUGAAAGUUUCCUUAAAUUGGAGAUAAUCUGAAAGGUUAUUGCAAUCUAAUUUUCAGGUUAAUUUUUGUUAAUGGGUUGCCACAGCCCUCAAAACUUUUCAGGAGAGGGUUUAUGUGUAUAAAAAAUGAUAACAGGAAGCUUAAUGUGUUUGUUAUGAGAAAGUAACAGCAUCACUUAGAUUUCUUCCCUAGAUAAUGUCCCCCUAUGAUGCUUCCUGUUAUCCAUAUUAUUCCACUUUAAAAGAAUGGAUUUUUAAAGAACAUUUUAAAAGAAUAUUCUGAUGACAUUCUUCUAUGAGUACAUUGUAUGGCAUGAUAGCCUAAGAAAGAAGUCGUGAUACUAUAUUUAUUUCUCCCUGGCCAGAAAAAAGUCUUUUUUAAAAAAGCUUUUCCUCCUGACAUUUACAAACACAGGUCUCCACCACUGGAUGCCUUCAGAAAACUUUAAUAAAUGAAACAGAUCUUCUCUGUUUUUUAGCAUUUUAUUAGUUAUGGCUUUGCUGAAAUGUACCUCACAAUUUUAAGUUUAACUAUUUAAUCUUCCUGUAAACGUUUGGGUAUUUGGGCAUUUGGAAAACAAAACGUCACAGAGCUUAUGUUUUUACACUACUUCCUUGAAUGUAAUGUAACGACAACAAUGAAAAUUUUAAGAAAUAAAAAGGAUUUUAAAAAGGAAGGAAGAUAGGAAAAUAGCCACAUAUAUAAUCUGAACAGAGGAGUGAAAAGAUGGAUUAAGAUCUGCUGUUAAGUAUGGUGAACACAUAUUGAAAAUAAUUACUGCUUGUUAGCAAAUGCUCAAAACAUACCAGUUUCUUUUGACUAAUAUAAUGUACUUUUAAAUUCCUGUGUACCAUCUGUUAUUGACCAUUCUGAUACUGACUUGGCAAAGUAUAGUAGUGAAAUGUUUCUUUAUCAGAAAAAACAGGCCAUCAUCUGAACUGAACAUAAAAGUGAAGCUAUCCUUAUUCACUUUAGAAACAAUUUAAAAUGAGAAAUAAAAAAAAUUAUGAUAUGGGAGAAGAAAAUAACAUUAAAAUACAACUAAAAGAAGAAUAUCUUAAGGAUUCAGAUGGGAACAAGCGAGCACUAUGUCUGAUCUGCAUUGAAGAAUCAAGAAAUUCAACAGAACUAAUCUGUUUUCAUUUUUUUAAAGAUUAUGUGGUACCUGCAUUCCAUGGAUUAGAAUGUACUUUAGAAGUACUUACAAUAUAGGAACUGCAAUAGGGAUAUAUAGUUCUAAUUAAAUAGCUUUUCAUGUUUGUUCAUCUCAACUAAACUGAAAAUGUCCAAGCAAGGGGGGGGGGAUCUAUGCUGGCAAAAUUAUAUAAGUGCAGCAAACUUUCAUUAAAAAAAAAUCCUGAUUAUUCUAGUGAGAUUUCAUGGCAAUAACUUAUAACAUUGUGGUGAGAUUAGAGGCCAGAUUGUGAAUUCUAGUCAGUGAAGUCUCUCUGGAAAAAAAUAAUCGUGAAAUCACUCAUUUGCACUCUGGACAGCUGCUCCUUUUAAGUAGAGCAGUGGUUCUCAACCUUUCUAAUGCCGCGACUCCAUAAUACAGUUCCCCAUGUUGUGGUGACCCCCAACCACUUAUACAUCACCGGGUGCCAGGGGCGUGGCCAAAGAAAAGGGAAAAAUGGCGGACAGCCUUGUUUGGCGACCCCCAUGAAAUGGUCGUUCGACCCCAAAUGGGGUCCCGACCCACAGGUUGAGAACCACUGAAGUAGAGGGUUGAGGGAUUUCCAUCAAGCUUACAACCAUCAAUAUUUCCAUUAUGGACACACAGUUUUGCUGAACCUCAUAUCUUAAUCAUUUUUGGUUUUAAUAAACUUAGAGCUAAAGACAGGUUUUCUCGGUGACAGGAUAAGAUUUCACUUAGUGAGUUACUACUUUUUCUGGAUUAUAAAGAAAUAAAAUGGUUCUAAAAACUCAAAAACCUGACAAAAAGCUUAAUAAGUCAAUGAAAGACGUUUUAAAAAAUGAUAAAGGGGAUGGUUAUUUUGAAAGAUUUUUUUUUUUGGCAAAAGUGCUUUUAAAUAAAUUAGAAUGAAAUUAGCCAAAACAAUUAGUGGGGAUAUUUUUUAUUCUUAAAGAAUGCAUACAACUCGUGGACUGUACGAAACAAAAGAUAAUUAUAAUAAGCCAGACUGUGAUACUGACUGUAAAUAUGGAGAUGUUGACUGUGGUGUUGAAUAUAAUUAGUGCUAUUAGGGAUGAAAGCACAAAAAGACAAAAAUAGGGAAACUUGCCUUUAAUUUUCCCUUGUUUGAGACACUUUCAUUUUUUGAUUAUAAUAUAAUGACAACCACAAGAAAAGCAACAAGAAUGGAGGAGAGGAGAUGAGAUCACUAGAAGAACCCGCAGAAAAAGGAAUUUCAUCAGGUUUGCUUCAGAAAUAGUGUUAGCAAAUGGACAAAUAAGAUACAAUCUCUUGAUAAUAAAUUGACAGCUCUUAAGAAAAAAAUGGAUGAAAAACUUGUAAAGAGGAAAGAGGAGAUGAAAGAAGAAGCCAAGAUGAUGGAAAGUGCUGUAACAAGCCUCUGGAGAAAUAAAACAAAUUGAUGACAAAGUAGAAAUUUUAGAGAGAAGGAGAGAAAUUCCCAACAGUUGGAAAGAGAACUAGAUAAUCUGGCUAUAUUUGAUUGAGAGAAUAAGAUUUUUUUUUUUAAUGAUUUAGAGCAAGGUCAUAGGAUUUAGUGAGGAUAUCAGAGAAAAGAUUAUUAAAGUCCUGGCAAUCUUUUUUGUAUUGGGCAGAGGCGUAUAUAGAGGCAUAAAAUGAUAAAAGUGUAUAGAAUAAAUUCUAUAUUUGCAAGAACAAGAACUGUUCUAAGGCAGGGGUGUCAAACUGCCAGCCCACGGGCCGGAUGCAUCAUAGCAAAACAGCACCCACCCCAUUGCUAGCAAUGGAAAAAAAGUCAUGCUACAUUGUGACACAUCACGUGACGUUGCAAGUUUGUUGUAAGGGAUGCUUUCACGCACUUUGUCAGGAAGAAAAAAUGAUUAAGUUUUGCAUUAAGUAUUGGCAAUAUAGAUAUAAUUGCUCUUAAAUAAAUUACUAUCAUAACUUCGUGUAAGAGAAGGAGUAUUUUUUUUUUUGACUGGGAGAUUAAAACAGGAUUUCAUUUUGAUGGAACAAAUUGGAAGAUAUGCUUUUUACUUUUAAAUAGUAGAGUUUUCAGUUGAAUUCUGUGCAGAAGGUGUGGAAAUUUAUAGAAAAAUUCAGAGAAGAAUUGGAAGAGAUUCAUAUGAAAGUGUCAGAGGAGACCACAAAAACUUCAGAGGAAACUGAAAGGGAUGAUACUGAUUUAGGUGCUAUAAGUAUUGGUUUAUCUAAAUUUUUUUUGUGAUUAUGGAUUACAAGUGAUUAAUGUAAAAUGUAAAUGGAGCAAAUGCUCCCCAAAAGUGGAAAAAAGUUAUUAUUUGAAAAAAAAUUAAGAUGAUAUAAUUUGCCUACAAAAGGCACAUAUCAGAAAAAGAUAUGGAGUUUUCCUUCCCCCUUCUCGUGAUGUUGGAUACAUGUGUGUGUGUAUGCACACACUCUUGAAAGAAACAUCUCUUGCUGUUUGGUUUGGAUCAAAGAGUAGGUGUUCUUGAGAAAUAGAAGGCUUUUGAGUUAAAAGGAUAUGGCAUGAGAUCAAGGUGGCAGGAAUAUUUGUGGUACAAUGAAGUUGAAGUUAAUUAAAAUUUAAAAAUAAUUAUGUUAUUUGUGCUAUAUUGAGAAUGGAAGAGAUAUAAAUUCAGGUUGUGCUUGAAAACAUCUUUCUGACUCUUAUAACAAGCAUUUUAUAGACAAGAAAUAAUAGGCAAACAAAUUUGGCUAACUUAUUGUGAGAUAUUAGUAUUGUGUUAGGAAGAAUGUAAAAUAAAGAACUAGUGGCAGAGGGACAGUGGUUUUCUUAUUUACAAUUACCAGAAAGUUUUAAAGUAGAUAAAAGAAAUUGUGAUUUUGAACAUCAUUAAGACUGAAUUUGAAAUAGAAUUGUGCACAAAUGAUGAACAUAUUAAUUGCUAAAAUGUAUAAACUUUUAUUGAAAUGUGAAAUAUAAAAACAAUUUCUGGAAUGUUUGAUAAAGUGGACUAAAAUUUUGAUUACAAUAAAACAGAUGAAACAAUGGGAAAA